This is a messenger RNA of Dunckerocampus dactyliophorus (ringed pipefish), 5455 nucleotides long. It is a transcript of the gene tacr3a, whose product is annotated as tachykinin receptor 3a. NCBI's taxonomy places the organism in Eukaryota, Metazoa, Chordata, Actinopteri, Syngnathiformes, Syngnathidae. The transcript is spliced from 5 exons. Gene Ontology annotation, molecular function: tachykinin receptor activity. The record is from RefSeq and is a predicted model, not a curated record. Gene Ontology annotation, biological process: G protein-coupled receptor signaling pathway; positive regulation of flagellated sperm motility. Gene Ontology annotation, cellular component: sperm midpiece; plasma membrane. The coding region runs from base 306 to 1553 and encodes 415 amino acids.
GCAGCUACAAGUGUCGAUCGAUCUCGAUCUCGGAGUGUGCGCCACUUGCGCGUCACCGAGUGCGCACGACGUCUUGCUUAUUGCUGCUGCUUGCUGGCACAGAGACUCUCACAGUCUCAUUCAACAUGCAUUUGCGCACACUUACACGGCCGGGCAAUCUCGUUUUAUAAGAAAUGAUAGCAAAGCGCCCAUUUAAAUGGAUGGGAAAUGAUCCUGCUGCGCCCUGUGGUGCCUAAAACCUCCUUCGUCGCUCUUCGCUUCGCUUAUCCAAGUAGCUCCGCUUUUUGGAAGGAAAGGAGACAAGGAUGGCAGCUUCACAUAACGCAUCGAACCUCACCUCCAACUACACGAACCAGUUUGUGCAGCCGCCAUGGCGCGUCGCCCUCUGGUCGGUCGCCUACAGCUCGGUUCUGGCCGUGGCCGUGUUCGGCAACCUCAUCGUCAUUUGGAUCAUUCUGGCUCAUAAACGCAUGAGGACGGUGACCAACUAUUUUCUGCUCAACUUGGCCUUCUCUGACGCCUCCAUGGCCGCCUUCAACACUUUGAUCAACUUUAUUUACGCAGCCCACGGGGAGUGGUACUUUGGGGAAGCUUACUGCAAAUUCCACAACUUCUUCCCGGUCACGUCCGUGUUCGCCAGCAUCUACUCCAUGACUGCAAUCGCCGUGGACAGGUACAUGGCCAUUAUCCAUCCUUUGAAGCCUCGGAUGUCAGCCAAGGCCACCACCGGAGUCAUUACCUGCAUCUGGAGUCUGGCUGUGGUCCUGGCCUUUCCCCUCUGCUACUUCUCCAAAAUCAGAGUUCUGCCUCGCAGGACCUUAUGCUACGUGGCUUGGCCCCGCAUGGCAGACGACCCCGUCAUGUACCACAUUAUAGUGACCGUGCUGGUGUAUGUGCUGCCUCUAGUAGUGAUGGGUAUCACUUAUUCCAUCGUGGGAGUGACUUUGUGGGGAGGGGAAAUCCCUGGAGAUUCAUCUGACAACUAUCACGGACAACUACGAGCUAAAAGGAAGGUUGUAAAGAUGAUGAUCAUUGUUUUGGUGACCUUUGCCCUCUGCUGGCUGCCCUAUCACAUCUACUUCAUUGUGACGGGCCUCAACAAGCACCUGAGCAAGUGGAAGUCCAUCCAGCAGGUUUACCUGUCAGUGCUGUGGCUGGCCAUGAGCUCCACCAUGUACAAUCCCAUCAUCUACUGCUGCCUUAACAGCAGGUUUCGAGCUGGCUUCAAGCGAGCUUUUCGCUGGUGCCCUUUCAUCAAGGUGUCCAGCUACGACGAGUUGGAACUCCGCUCCACCCGGCAGCACCCAACCCGGCAGAGCAGCAUGUACACGCUCUCCCGAAUGGACACCACCAUGGUUGUGGUUUACAACCCUGCCGAGGGCGAGGGCGGGGGCAGCGGGAGCGGCGGAGGUGGCUCUGAACGGAAGUGGUCCAUGUCCUCUCGGAAGAAGAGCUACAUCACGUCUCGCUACACACCCGCCGGUAGCAGCAGCGGAAGCAUAUCAAUACAAAAUGGAAGCCUGACGAAUUCUCAAGCUGAGGAAUUCUCUUGAGUGAGGUGACAAGCAUGCAUGCAAUUCUUGUACACAAUGCGUGAUGCACUGUACAUACAAACCUUUCAUUUGUGUAAUGAGAAAAUGUGCUUCACACAAGCAAGUCUCAAGCGAUGUUUGGCUCCAAUCAUAUCGAAUGCCUCCUGCAAGAGUGCAUUCCUGCUCAGCCUAAAAGCGCUAUCACUAGGUAACAUCUAAAUGUUAAUUGCAACCUUAUUUUCGGAGCGUCUCGGCCCUGUGGAUCCAAUUGUGGCUGUUAAAAUUAUAAGAUUUGUUUGUUCUGCUUGAGUUUAACACUGCAUGCUGGAAUUGCAGUGUGCUGUACGAAGGAAAAACAUCAGACAAUACUUUGUGGUCGUGGUUGUAAAUAUGUAUGGUUAUUUUCCAUCAGUAUUAACUGUGAACUUUAAAGUGGGGGACGUAAGUAUUUGAUCCCUUUUGGGUUUUUUUUAAAAUAAGUUUACUGUUAGAUGUGAACAGCCCAUAAUUUUAUGGUAGGUUUAUUGUAAAAGAUGAGGGAUAUCAAGAAAAUAACUUAAAUAAUUAAAUCAAUUAAAUAAUGACUUAGCACUUGGUGGAACAACUCUUGUUGGCAAGCACAGAGGUCAGACGUUUCUUGUAGUUGGUCACCAGGAGGGAUUUUGGUACAAUCAAGCUGUUCAAAUACUGAAGGUUUCAAGGCUGUUGCUUGGCAACUCAAAGUUCCAAUUACUUGCACAGAUUUUGUAUGAGAUUUAAGGGUGAAGUUUAAAAAAAACAAAACACAAGAGGAUCAAAUAAUUAUUUCCCCCUCAGUAUGUUUUAUGUGGAACUACUGUUUUUCUCCACUGAAUAAAUGAAUGUAGAGUUACCUUUUACAUGUAAAUACACCUGGGCAAUCAAGUAUCAAGCCUACUUGGAACGUCUGGGGCGCCCGCCUUUCUUUUUCUUUUUUUUCUUUUUUUUUAAAUCUAAUCGAGAUAAGGAAAAAUGACCUGCAUUUCACACAGUUGCAUUCUGCUGUAAAGCUACGAUGCAUCGUUAAAGCUUUAUGUCCACUGGGUUUUCAAAUAAAAUACACGUACAGUCGUCACUAGCCACUUCACGGUUCAAGUUUCGCAGCUUCGCUCUAUCACGGUUUUUCAAAAUAAAUUAAUGAAUAAAUGAUCUGUGUUUUGUGGCCAAUUAUUAGCUACAAAUAUGCAUAUUUAUACAAAUGUUAUGUAUUGACGGCCUAAAUUCAGCACUUUCAAAGCAUUAGAAUGACUAAAUGAACAAAAAUACAAAUAUAGGGCAUUUCAAAGACGCAUAUAUGAUACGUCACCUUGUACACUGGUCAUUAGGUGUUAGCAAUGUUACUGUAGCGACGGGAGUAUUGUGUCGUUCGGAGCUGCUUUAUAGAGUAUAGGGUAUAGAGGGCAGGGACGUUCUGCAUGCUGGGUUAAGCUAACUUGUAGGAAGUAAGUCAGUUGAAGAAGAGAACUUUAGUAAGUGUGGAACUGUUCAUGCUGUUUUGAGCAUGUAAGACAUCGUGCCCGGUGUCUGUUUCAAAUGAAAAGGUUUUGCAGCCUUCUGUCUUGGUGUCAUUCAGCUGCCAUUACAUUACAUUGAUGAGAAAAUUGCCACCGCAGGAAGUAUGCGGUUCAGAAAAAAACAACAGGGAGCUCUCCCAAUGCUAACGUGUGAGUCUAUGGUAUGUUGUAUUUAUGUCUUAAGUAGGGUUGGGUAUCGAGUCUGGAGCCUUCGAUUCCUAGUUUCGAUGCCCACUUUACUGACCUGAAGAAAUAGCCGCAAACACCAGCGAAGAAGAAGCGGCUAGAAAAUGUGGGUUAACUUCGUAAAAGAGAGCGGUCGGCCCAGUGUAACAUUUGCAACACAAUGAUAUCACUCAAAGGAGGGUGCACGAUCAACAUGAUUAAUGUUCACACAUUCAUUGUGUUGGAAUAACACAAUACCUAUUCUUUGAAGUGCUACAUCUGACUCCCUCUAAGCAAGAAGAACCAGGGAAGUCAAACAAUGAAUGAUGUCUAUCUAAUGCCAGUGUAACCCAGGGUUUCAAGAUACUAGCUGAUGUGGAAGUCCGGUAUAAAUAAAGGACGGCUACGGCUAGGCAAAUUUAUUCAUUUGUACAACGUCCGUCUCUGUUAGCAACAGUCAGGGGACCUUCUCAACGCACACAACACACUUCUAGCCUUCCAAAUAAGAGCGCUUUGGGCUACUGUUUACUUGUGUUACCAAAAUAAGGAUGUCAAAAAAUAGCUUACACCAUCAUUGAGGCAGCAAACAAAGUAUACUUACUACUUUUCAAAAUUAAACAUCUUUUGUGAACGAGUACUCCUGUAAAAAGACAUUUAUAUUCAAGUUGAAUGGUGUAUACUGUUCGAAAAUAGCCUUGGAAGAAAUUCAUAGUAAAGUUGAUAAAACGUUCAUAUCAUUAAAAAAAAUGUAUGGUAGUUCAGACAUUUCAUCCAAAACGAAUUGUGGUUAGCGCCCUCAUUUAAACCAUGAAACUUUUAUGACCCUGCCUCUUAAAAGCAUCUGGAUCAAGAAUCGUUUGGAACCAGAAUCGAAACGAGGAAUCGGAAUUGGAACCAGAAUCGUUCAAAUUAAAAAAAUGCCCAACCCUUGUCUUGUGUAAAGGUGACUAUAGGACUGUUAUUUCAUCUCUUGAGGGUUCUAUCCAUCCAUCCAUUUUCUAUACCGUUUCUAUAGGGUCGUUCAUUAGGGUCACGGGGGCAUGCUGGAGCCUAUCCCAGCUGACUUUGGGCAACAGGCGGGGUACACCCUGGUCGCCAGCCAAUCAAACAGACAAAUAGACAAACAACCAUUCACACCUAUGGACAAUAUAGAGUCGUCAAUUAACCUAACAUGCAUGUUUUUGGGAAUGUGGGAGGAAGCCGGAGUACCCGGAGAAAACCCACGCACACACGGGGAGAACAUCCAAACCCCACACAGAAAUGCCCGGGGGAGAUUCGAACCCAGAUCUUCCCGAUCUCCAGGCUGUUCCUGUGUUGGCCAACAUGCUAACCACUAGACCACCGUGCGGCCCUUGAGGGCUCUAAUAAAUCAAUUUUAAAUGUAAUUUAAUUUAAAUUUUGAUUAAUUGAAAAACCAUAUUUAAAAGGUCUUAAACAGGUUUUGUGUGCUCUAACUACACGGUCGGGUCUGGAACCACUUAACCACAAUAUAGGAGGGAAUACUGUACCAUGUAAUUUAGAACAACCAAAAGACAAGCCUCUCUGUGCUGUAUGUGUUGGUGUUUUUUCUUGCUGUAAAUUAGCAUAAAUAAUAAUAUAACUAAAUUAAAACAAUAAUAUUUUUUUAAUGAAUAGAAUCCAGAAAUUGCACAGAUUGGAUCACGUUUAAUAUAAUUGUAUACUAAUUGUUCUUGUUGUGGUGAGCCAGUACAACAUGAGUUAUGAAUGUUUGGAGACUUCUUGAAAGUACAGCACCCUAGAAUGUGAAGUAAAAUGUAUUGCGCUCUUAAUGUCAAAUAUUUGUCUUAAAAAUGUGUCUGUUACUGUGUGUCUGUGAUAACGCUCUACUUUUGCUGUAUUUCUGAAAGAUGCCAGGAUGUUUUUUGUAAUGCAAUCAUUUGCGAUGUUAAAGGAAGAUGGCAUUUUGUGUGUCUUUGCAAUAAGCAAAAUGGUAUUUUACAAUGUUAAAACAAUGUCAUCAUAAUAACCAUUAUGUUUUAUUGCUGGUUAAUUACGAUCAGCAAAUGUGAAGGCCUUUAAUUACUUAAUUGGAAUAGUUUUGCUUACUUGUUUUGAAAGGGAAAAUAUCAUUGUGUAACAAUAACAAGUAGCUACAGUCUUUAUUUUUUUUGUUUUACUUUUAUGUGCAUUCUGCAUCACAGAGCUGGCAAAGUCCCUAAAUAAAGAACCAGGCACUGCAAUGUCUUGGUGAAUUUAAUACAAUGA